Molecule: messenger RNA, 3257 nt
Organism: Linum trigynum
Lineage: Eukaryota; Viridiplantae; Streptophyta; Magnoliopsida; Malpighiales; Linaceae
Source: the annotation of a GenBank genome assembly
GCAUCAUAGCAAAGACCACUGUUCAGAGUUGUGAGAGUUCCGACGCUAGGUUCGUUUGAGAGAGAAAUGGUUCUGGCGAAUCGCUCUGCUCACUCAUCGGAGAAAUUAGGGUUAGCUCGUUACUAGAAAGUUCCGAUAUCCGAAAUGGUGAGCGAGAGAGGGGGAGCGGAAGAGCGAGCCGGCGAGGACGGCGACGGGAGCGAUGAGGAAGAUCUGAAGUGGCGCUGCGUUAGACGGAGGAGAGAAUCGAGUGACGGUGAUGAGAGCGUGAGUUCAGCCGGUGCUGCAUUUGGCGAUGAUUCGGACGGUGAGGAAGGAGGAGCGCCGCCGCCGGAGGAUGAGGAGUCGACGUACUACUUCGAUGAGCUUGACGUCGGAGAUGGAGAAGACGACGAACAAGGAAGAGGAGGAGGAGAAGAGGUAGCGGCGGAGAAACGGAUGAGCAGUCAAGGCGAGGAGGACAAGGAGCCGAAGGAGAAACAAGUCGUUGCAGUUCCUAGGCGUGGCGCGUUCUAUAUGCACGACGAUCGAACUGACCGUCGAGGUCGAGGCCGGCAAAACUAUGUGGCGGGAAGAUUGAUUGAACCCCUCGAUGAAGGAAAAUGGCAGCAUGACAAGUUCGAACAGAUACAGGCAUCUAAGGACAAGAAGGAUUCAUCAAGAAUUGUGAAAGGGAGAGGGCCCGUAAAGUAUCCACUCGCCAUACGUUACAGUAGAUAUCCAUCAGAGGAGAAUAAGAAAGAUUGGAAGUCUCAGGAAACAAGAGCAAACUCUGGGAGGGUGCUAGCAGAAGCUUCAAGUCUACAAGUUGGUUCACCUGCAUCGAAGAAGGAAGUGUCUGCAUCUCAUCAGAAUCAUGCAGCAAAAGCUUCAAGUCAACAAGUUGGUUCAUCUGCAUUGAAGAAGGAAGUGUCUGAAUCUCAUCAGAAUCGUGCAGCAGCCGUGGGGAAUCCUACAAUUUCUACUUUCAAUCAUGCCAUCUCCGCAUUAACAAAACGGGAUGUGCAAAAAAUAAGUAAGGAAGGAAACUCUCCCAAAUCUGUCCUAUCAAAGAAUGAUCAAUUCAUGGAAACUGCCACUGCAUCUCCACCUUUGAGGGGUUUGAGUGAUUCUACUGCGAGGGACCAGCAUCCUAGCAAGGAGUUGAUCCGGGAAAAUAAUCUUGAAUGCGUUCAGUGGCAGGGUCAGGGAACUGGUUUGCCAGUUUCACCUCAGCAUACUUAUCAGAAUCCUGCUUCUAACCCAAAUAGAAGUGCUCUGAUGAUAAACAACGGAGUUAUGCCACAAACAUCUUUCAGCAGCUCAAUUCCACCCUAUUUCCAAGGUUACAGUCGGGAGUAUACACUUUUCGGAUCACCAUUUAGAGCUGUUGUGCCAAGUGCAUCCGAAAUUGGGACAUUGUUCAUAUCUGCUGGACUCAACACUGAGUUGAUCCAUCCAGCUGCUAGCCGUCAAGCAGCUUUUCUGCCUCUGCAGCCGGUAAUGACCUGGGCAAAUAGUCCUCAAUCUCUUCAAUGGAAUGGUCAGGGAAUUCCUUUGUCUCCAUCGCAUCAUGCUUAUCAGUAUACUGCUUCUAACCAAAAUGGAGGUGCUCUGGUGAUAAACAACCUUGUUAUACCACAAACACCUUUCGACAACUCAUUUCAACCCCAGUUACAAGGUUAUGGUCAGCAGUUGUAUUCUCUUUCUGGAUCACUUGAUGUAUUAGAUAACUCAGAGAUUGCAAUGGCUGGGAGAGAAAGUGGUGCUGAUGGAACCUGUGGAAGAACUUAUUCUGGAGAUGAUACCCAUACCAAUCAGAACUUCACAACCACUGCGAAUCACUUUCCUGUAAACCAAGUUAGGGGUCAGCAUCUUGGCGAGCUUGGAGAAAUCGGAACAACUAAUGCACCUGGAUAUUAUGCUGCUGAACCGAGUUUCGGGAGUUCUGCCUCUGGUUUGGCAAGGAUGCAAGUCUGGCCAACUAAUGCUGGAAGUGUAGGCUCUGCCCAUCCUUCUUCUACCUAUCCGACACCAACCACCAUAGAAUAUGGCCGUGCCUAUUCAACAGACCCAGAAUCUUUUUUAAGCAUGACUGGAAAUGAAGACAAUGGGAGACCUCAUGAGGGUAGCAACCCUAUGGAUGGAUCUGAAAUGCCAAAUACAACACGUGGAGGACACAAGCUUCAAAGGUAUUCGAAUAUGAAUUUCAAUCGAAGCAAAUAGAUCAAAGCCGCAUUAGUGAGUAAGCAGGUCAGAAAUUGGUCCUUUGAACCAGCAUAAUUUUACAUAGAACAUGCAUUUUGCUUCUUCAAUAUGCAACCAGUGUGUUAAAACUUAAAUCCUGCUUCUUUAUAGCUUUUCAAAUUUAAUCGUGGUGGUCGGUUGCUUCAUUUUGUGGCAAUCUUAAAAUGACCCACGUCAUUUCCCCCUUCACAAUGGUAAUUUUGAGGCAGACUACAUACGAGAGCUCUAGAAGUUGGAUUUUACAUGAUGGCUUGCUAGUUUCCAAGUUUACAUUUGAUAUUGAAGUUUAGUGGGUAUUUGGAUUUUUUUUAUUAAAAAAAAAACUUGUGACUAUUUUCAAAUGUUAAUUUAUAGUAAAUGGAAAACCUACAUCUUCUCAACGUUUUCUUAAUUCACAUAUUUCGUGCUCAAAUGCCACAUUUGUGAGAAACUAAAUCUAGAUCACAUUGUUCAAUUCAUAAAUCCAAAACAAUCGUUGUUGAUGACAGGAUACUUGCUGGUUAUCGUCGCAGCUCAAAUGGUUCGACAAUGCUGGUGCACAGACAACUAGAUACCAAAAAGGAACUCAGGGUUACACAUUGUAUGUACCUACAGAGAGGAGAUUUUGUGAUUUCAGGCUUGUGCAGAUAUCUACACAGACUCUUUUGAAGAAGAUGAAGGUAGCUAAAUUGGCUCCCCUAUCCCCAGUUCCCAUACAGAAAUCUUUUGUAAGCACCAACCUCCCUAACUCUCAAUUUCAGGUAUCUUCCUUCAUUUCUGUUGAUCGCCUCGCCUCGUCUGCAUGUCUUUCCAUAUGCUGCCAAGCAGCAUAUAGUUUUGCUGUUUACCAGUCACUGAUCAGAUGAAUGAAUAGAUUAACCUUUGCCAUUUAACAUUCUGGUUCUCUCUCUCUCUCUCGCUCUUCAACUUUGGCUGCUCCUCUGUUGAAAACUUCCAAUCCAUAACAUGGUCAGCUUGUAGACUGUAGAGCCCUUUGUGUUCUGUGGACAACAGCUAUUCUUAAAAGCCAAUAAUCAAAUGCGUUGGCCAAU